Molecule: messenger RNA, 1423 nt
Organism: Colletotrichum destructivum
Lineage: Eukaryota; Fungi; Ascomycota; Sordariomycetes; Glomerellales; Glomerellaceae
Product: Putative Zinc finger, CCHC-type
Exons: 2
Coding region: 191-1123 (310 amino acids)
Molecular function (GO): nucleic acid binding; zinc ion binding
Source: RefSeq, a predicted model, not a curated record
GCAGAAUUCCAGAAUUUUGGCUGCUCUGACGAUUUGCACCCGACCUUAUUCACCUCUGACGUAGCUCGGAUACAGACUCUUCUGAACCCCUACUCAUCUUCUUCGCCUACAAGCAACAAUCGAAGCCUGGGAGGUUCGACUCUAGAACUACUAACAUCAUCUAGCUUAAACUGAGGUCGUUGUAGUUACGAUGCCGUCAAACACCAACAUGGCCCCCGAAACGCCUCCCGGCAGGGGCAUUUCCUCUCGUCUAUUGACGAUGAAAUUUAUGCAGAGAGCUGCCACCUCUGGAUCUGCACCAGAGUCGUCUCCCGACGAACCGUCUUCCAAGCGGCGCAAGUUCCAGAACUCCCCUCUCACUGGCGAUUUCCACUCCUUCGAUCAAGCGGCUGUCCAGGCCGCUUUGAAACAGCAAGAAGCCAAGCGCUUGGCGGCACUGGAAGCCUCCAGAGCCGAACUGGCAGACACGCAUUGGGUUUUGGAUGGUUCGUGGGGCAAUCCUACUGCGACCGAGGACGCGCCGCCAAAUAUCGUGUACGUUGGGUACGCCGAUAUUGAUGAUGCCGACCACGAGAAGGAAUCCAAGGGUGCCGCACAUCAUGGCAGGAAGAAGGUCGGCGGUAGCAAAAAGAAGGCCGCCAAGGACACCGUGACUAAAAGCAAAACAAAAGACGAGAGCGAUUCCGGUGAUUCGAGUGUCCCCAGUGACUCCGAUGAGUCCGAUGAGUCCGACACCUCCGACAACUCCAGCGACGAGCAUGACGAGCUUGACGCGGAUCCAUCCUCUGGUGACGAAGCGUCGACACCGAAGCCCGUCAAGCCCGUCAAGCCCGUCAAAGGUCUAUCAUCCGGCGGCCAAGGUCGCACAAGGGUCAAUCUUCAGCCCAAGAAAUCAACAGAGUCGAUGAAGGCGAGAGAAUUCCGUGAGAAGCGAAAGAAGAAAGAAGUAAAGCUGAACCAGUUGGCGUCUAUUUCUGGUGGUGCUUCUAGCAUUUCUGGGGCGGGGAAGCCCAACGCUCCCUUCAACUGCCACAACUGCGGUAAGCCAGGGCACAAGGCCGCUGACUGCUCCGACCGACGGAGAGGUGACGGCAGACGGAGGUCUGCCGGAACGUCACGAUAAAACGAUUGUUUGCAAGGUGCAUUGUUCCUUUUCAAGAUACCAUCUAUGCUCAAGUCCAGCAUACCUGCGGCUCUUUGGGCGCUGGCCUGCUUGGUUAGACCGACAUAGUCCAUGACUUUGCUAUACGGCCUUGUCCUGCAACAAAAACUAGAGAAAGUUGCAAGCGGGACCAACGACAAGACCUUGUUGAACACAUCUCGAUUUAAUGUGACACAGACGGGCGUCUCGGACCUCGCCGGGCCAUGAGUAGCUUGUUGUGUGCGGAUCCGCAACUUCAAUAAAAACAAAACGGAUUACUUG